This is a messenger RNA of Emiliania huxleyi CCMP1516, 750 nucleotides long. RefSeq lists its product as hypothetical. The record is from RefSeq and is a predicted model, not a curated record. Lineage: Eukaryota; Haptophyta; Isochrysidales; Noelaerhabdaceae. Bases 1 to 750 code for a protein of 249 amino acids. The transcript has a single exon.
AUGGCCCUCGUCAGACUUGGCACGCUGCGCGCCUCUGCGCCGCUCGCGUCGCGCCUGCUGUGCACGGCGGCGCCGAGAAAGAUCGCAGUCGUGCUCGCCGGCAACGGCGUGUACGACGGCUCCGAGAUCACCGAGUCCGUCGCCACCCUCGUACACGUCUCAGCGGCGGGCUUCGCUCCGGCAUGCUUCGCGCCGGACAUCGUGCAGCACCACGUCGUCGACCACACGAAGGGGGAGGAGGACUCAGCGCCGAGGAACGUCCUCGUCGAGUCCGCGCGCAUCGCGCGUGGGCAGAUCGCGCCGCUCACCUCCCUCGACCCGACGGAAUAUGCGGCGCUCAUCGUGCCAGGCGGAUUCGGCGCGGCCAAGAACCUGUGUAACCACGCGACGGUGGCGCAGGGCGACGCGGCGCUGAUGGCGGUCGAGCCGUCGCUCGAGACCGCGAUCCGCGCCUUCCACGCCGCCAAGAAGCCGAUCGGCCUCUGCUGCAUCGCUCCCGUGAUCGCGGCGCAUCUGCUCAAAUGUGAGGUUACGGUCGGACAGGCGGAGGGCGAGCAAUGGCCGUACGGCGGCACGGCGGGCGCGAUCGAGAAUUACGGUGGCGUUCAUCGCCCGACCGACUGGAGCGGUGUUUGCGUCGACGACGCCAACAAUGUGGUCUCGUCGGCGGCGUAUAUGUACGAUGGCAAGCCGCACGAGAUCUUUGAGUCUGUGGGCGCGAUGGUGGCGGCCGUCUGCGAGCGCGCCUGA